AUGGAGUCGAUUUAUAAAAUUUUAAAACCUUUGGCAAACAUUUAUUUGAUUGUAUUGAUAUGGUUUUUGACAUUCAUAAAUUUCUAUUUAUGUUUAAAACCUAUAAAAGAUUAUGCUACAACAACAGGUUUAAAAACAACACCGAAAAUUUUAGAUGAAUUAUUUUAUUAUACACCAGACGAAGGUUAUCAAAUAUUAACUGCUUUAGAUAUUGGUGGACGAAAUGCUUAUCGCAUCACAAAUUCACUUGAUUUUAUCUUACCAAUAUUAUUAUUUCUUUCAUUAUCCUUACCUAAUAUUGCUUUAGGAGAAAGAUGUCACUGUCUCAUUAUGCCGUUUGCUUAUAUGAUAUCAGAUUAUAUUGAAAAUAUUGCUGAAAGAUAUGUUUUGGAAAUUUAUCCAAAACGAAAUGAUUUAAUGAUGACAUUAUCUAGUUAUGCAGGUUUGAUUAAAUUCAUCUCUCUAGGUAUAAGUGUAUUAAUAUUAAUAUUCAAUUUAUUCAAACGAAAAAUGCUCUCAACACCGGACACACACGAAUAG
Messenger RNA from Adineta ricciae, 540 nucleotides. Lineage: Eukaryota; Metazoa; Rotifera; Eurotatoria; Adinetida; Adinetidae. The record is from the annotation of a GenBank genome assembly.